Messenger RNA from Hermetia illucens (black soldier fly), 2183 nucleotides. RefSeq lists its product as uncharacterized. Bases 612 to 2054 code for a protein of 480 amino acids. The transcript is spliced from 7 exons. The record is from RefSeq and is a predicted model, not a curated record. Lineage: Eukaryota; Metazoa; Arthropoda; Insecta; Diptera; Stratiomyidae.
UCAUGGCUUUCGAGAAGCAUGCGCGCUGAGGAUUUUUAGUUACAAUUCCUUCAUAUUUCUUGAGAUUUUGAGUGCUUCUCAUUAAAAGUGGAAUAGACAAACUGGUGCUUUUGUAUAGAAAUCUUAUAUCCUAAUUUGGAACUUUACACCAACAUAGUCCUUUGUUUCAAAUGUGUUCGUUGAAAAGUGAAAUUUUAUCGGUUACAAAACUAUUUCAGAUUAUCUAAGUUUACUCCGAAUUCAGAACAUUGGAAGGGAAGAAAACAUACAAAUCCAAAAUCAAAGGUGUAAUUUUCACUUAAUGGAAAAUGUUUGAUGAAUACAUAAGUAUGUGACAGAUUUGCUUAAAAAUUGUGCUAAUCUUCAAAGCAAUGGAAACAAGGGACGAUCUGAAUAAAUCAAUACUCAUCUGAGUGUCCGGAGUAGUUAGAGUUGUAUACAUAUGUAUGUAGGCAAAAAACAGUUUCCGAUAUACUAUCUGCCCGUCUUGUGAUGCCAAAAUGGGGUUGAUAAGUUGUUUGUAUAGUAAACUAACCACUAAGGAUAGUUAAAGUUGGAAAGAAUACCUUGGUAUCCGAAUGUGAAAAAGUGGACGAUUAAAGCAAACCAAAAUGUUACAAACCUAUUUUCGUCGCGAUGCAAAAUAUGACUUCGCUUCAAACAAUGUUGUCUUAUGCAAGCUAAAAAGCGACACCCUCCUUUUAAAGGAAUACAUCACUAACUUUCUUGUAAACAAUAAAACGCUUUAUGUAUUAAUAAUCUAUUAUUGUUGUGUACUUGUUACAACAACUCCUGCAGUAGCUAGUGAACAUAAUAAAUUUUUUAUUAGACUUGGAAAUAUUGAAAAUUUUAGUGAUAACGAGAUUAGUAAACGUGAGCAUUAUGUUUUCAUAUUUAAUGAAUCAUUCUAUGUAGAUGCUAAACGAAGUUUAAGGCCGCAAUCAAGUCCUGUGCAAAGACGUCAAAUUGUUGACUCCUUGAAUAUGCCUAGCGAAGGCGAUGAAUACGAAAGUGAAGAAUUUACUGAAGAAGAUGUUAAUUUGAAUGCCACAUCCGCAAAAGGACUACAUGUUGGAGCUUUGUGCGAAGGAGCCUGCAGCAUAAAAUUGCAUCACGUUAACUGUGAUCCAAUUACUAAAACUUGCAGUUGCGAUCGAAACCACCCAGUUUUAUUAGGACUUUUCAAAGGAUGUGGAAAACCAAAACAACUUGGAGAACAAUGCUUUUAUCAUCAAACUUGUAAAUAUAAUGACGAAAACUCACUAUGUGUUCAAGUGAGUCAUAAUGCACUUUGUCAAUGUGCACCUGGCUAUCAUUCUGUGACUUAUACAAAGCCAAUGAAGCGAGUGUUCUGCACGGAAGAUUUAGCGGUCAUCACAUCUGAUCUUCCAACUCUGUUAGGCGUGACUACGGGCAUUGCCGUCUUAGCAGGAUUGAUAUGUAUGGUACUACAUUUAUUCAGCAAAACAAAAUACCCACGUCAUAGGAAUUUAGCAGAUGCCAAUAUACCUCCACCAAUCAUGUAUUCAAGCGAUACAGGUAUCUCCCUGACAGCCCAAUCUGCGCGUCCAUCAUCACGUUCCAGCCUACAUUCAAGUGGUUCAAUCGGUUCAUAUGGUAAUCGUCGUCCAUCAAGCGCCCCGCAAUCCGGAUCGAAAGGUGUUCUGGUAUCAACAUCACGAACAGGUUCUAGACGACCAAGUCUAGCAUCGGUUCAUAGUACCAGUUCAUCCAUUCGAAGUUAUGGUGUUAUGCGUUUCGAAAAAGAAGCUCAACAGAAAGAGAUUCGCCAAGAAAUGAAAUUGCGACUAACACGGUUGCAACAACAACAAUAUUGUACUCGACCGCAAAUAAUCGUUGGAGGAACUGGAUCACAUGGCGCUAUUACGAAAAUGAUUAUGCCAACAACUAGUCCGCUUACACCAAAUUCCCUGGAUGAAUUACUUCCUUCCGUUGAUGAAUCACAGGAAAUAUUUAUCCCAAAAAUAGAAAACGACAUUUCAAAUAAUAUAGCAUACCAGGGGCCAUGCAGCUCUUCUAGCGAAGUUAUUUAAAAUUUUAAAGUUUUUUACGAAAAAAAGUAAACUACGAAUUACGCAACAAUAAGCUAAGUAGGAACCCAUCCAAAACCAAUAAUGAAUUGUUAGGAAAUAUGUGUGAAUGAAAUAAUACUGUUGAAAAAA